This is a messenger RNA of Lucilia sericata (common green bottle fly), 2462 nucleotides long. RefSeq lists its product as uncharacterized. Bases 183 to 2051 code for a protein of 622 amino acids. The record is from RefSeq and is a predicted model, not a curated record. The transcript has 5 exons. NCBI's taxonomy places the organism in Eukaryota, Metazoa, Arthropoda, Insecta, Diptera, Calliphoridae.
AGUAGAUUUUAAGCCGCCGCCGACAUAUUUAGUGUCAGUCGCCGCCGCCGUUAAUAUUUGUCGGCGCAGGGCUCUGUGUGCAAAUUUAGUGUAAAUCAGUUUUGAAGGAAAGAACAAAAAAUAAAAUUUAAAUAUAAAUGUAAACUAAUUAAUAAAAGUGUAGUGCAAAGAUAAAUAUUAAAAUGAAGCUACAAGUGAGUCGUCAAUUGACAGACGAACUCAAGCAAAAGCAGACUAUAACCAAUAGUCUAAUAAAUAAAAUAUUAUAUUCAAAAAGAUUGCUGGUCGAUCAUGUUGAAGCGUUAGAGCAAUGUAUGCUUUUUAUGCAAGAUACUCCCUUACCAACAACCACAGCAGCAGCUAAUAGCAGUCAUGAUAAAUGCGAUGGCAAAGACAAGUGCAUUAAUAAACAACAGGAAAUAUUAUGGCCAGAAAUAUUUACUGCACGCAAUGCUUGUAUCUUAUUGGGUAGUACUAUUUUGGAACACCUUAUAACACCACGUGCUUUUCGUUUAACUUUAAUACCCUCCUUGGUCGUGACCGGAGGCUUUAGUGCCUUGUAUGUGGUAAAGAAUGUAUUUGGUUUUCGCAAUAAAUACGUUGAGAGAGAGCUGGAGAAUCUCAUACGAACAAUUGAUGAAUUUGGAAAUUGUAUACGUCGUAAUAUGACCUAUUUCAAUGAGAUUAUUAUCAUGAAACAGCAUGAAUUAAUAGAAUCACGUCAAAUAGAACGUGCUUGGGAUUGUAUUACAGCUGCCAAAGAGGUAACAGAGAUACUUUUUGAAGCAACCCGUAAAUUAGAAACCCAAUAUCCUAUACCAGCACGAUUUUCCCAGUAUUAUGCCCCAAUGGAAGAUUUAAAAGAAUGUGAAUACUUCAAGAACAAUGUCACCGAUUAUAGUCCUAAGCACAUAAAAGAUUUUCAUAAUAUCUUCGCCUACGUACAAUCCCAGUUCCUUUUACGUUUAGCUUUAACCAUAUCGACGAAACCAUCCUUGAGUCAACUUCAUACAGAAUUAGAAAAGAUCGACUGCCUUAUACGACAGCUAGUGCUCGAAGAAGAAAAUCACUUUAAAAAUCUAGCCAUCGAAUUGAACAAAAAGAAAUCAUUAGAAUUGGAAGCUUUAAAUGCCAAUAAAUUAAUUAAAACUCGUAAUGAUCCUAUAGGUGUGCUACAGGAUUCAUCGCUUAAACUGAGUGCCUGUAUGGUGGCCAUGGCUGGUGAAUGCCAAGCCUUAGAUAUCACUUUACAACGCCUUACCGAAACAGAAAAUGAAAAGAAAGACAAUACCAAACAGUUGGUGGAAGUGGCCAAUAAUAUGCGUUCCAUUGAAAAUGCUUUAACGGUGUGUUUCGAUGACUUCCAAAGGCUAAUGUUGGUGUAUAAUAAGUUUCUUAAUAGUAAACUAGAUUUAAAAGAUACACAUAGUGAAAAAAGUGAAAAUAAAUCUCAAGCUACUGAUGAUGAGUUCCCAGAAAGCUUUUUACGCGUUGAAAUCUCUCAAAAUCCUAAUGACAUGGAGAAACGAGAUGAUUUCUACGCAUACAUGUUCGAUGAACAGCAGGCUAAAGCCGAAAGGGAACAAUUGGAGAAGGAAGAACGUGAACGACACAAUGAAGAGUUGGAAAUUUUAAAUUUUGAAAAACGCAUCACCAAAGGAAAAUUCCGACCGGUACUUAAGCAGCUAAAAGAUCGUAUUGAUCCCAUAAGACAAGUAAUGCUUGAAAAAGAACGUGAAGUUCUAGCCUCUAAGGGUAUCAAUGUUGAUGAAUUAUUUGCUAAAGAAGAUGACGAAGAGGAUGAUGAUACGGAUAAGGAACACGACAGUACGGUAGUAUUUAAGGAGGCCUUUGAUGACAGCGAUGAUAGUGAGGGAAGUGCUGAUUUGGAGUUUGAAAGGCGCACUAAAAAACUUAAAGAACGUGAUAAUUUUGCUGAAAUGCGUAAUUUUUUGGCACAAAAACAAAACAUCAAUUUAUUUAAAUUGGAAGCACCGCCAGCAGCGUCAAAUGCUUUGGGUGAUGAGGAUAUUCUGGAGAGUGAAUGCUAAGGAGUGCUCUUUUAUUGUAAUUUUUAUCAUAAAGACCUUAUUUUCUUUUUUUCUUUUGGUAAAAAGUACAUAUUAUUUAAAUAUUUUUUUACUAAGAACAAGUAAUUUGUACAAUAAAGUGAUACAUUUUAGAAAUUUAAUCCAGUUUAAUAAAAUUAUUCUGGUUAAUUUUCUCAAAAUUUGUUUAUAUAUUUGUAUCGAAUUUUUGAUACUAUUAAAAGUUUGAAAGUGUUUUAUUUGAUUUUACAGCAUAUAUAUGUAUAUUAACUGUAAAAUUUGCUUAAUUUAUUGUUCCACAUUUUGCCUAAACUAUUGUACUAAUGCAUUUUAUAUACUUUUUGUUUUGUACAUUAAAUAUUAAAAUAUUUAUUUCAAUAAAGUAAACCAACAAUAAUUCAUUGGUAAUUUGCA